CACAUACAUUUCUGUAAAUCAUUUCAGGCACAAAAGUAAAGCACGAUCGCGCGCACAUUUCAGGAUCCGCUAUUAAAACUAAAAGUUGAAAAUCCGCGCUUUUGCAUUAUCUAUUUUAACAAUAACAACAACUAAAUUCACACAUACAUAUCUACGUGAUAUAAUCUAGACGCAAUGGCUACUGGGACGGAGGACUUGGAAUCCAUUUUGGCAAUAAAAGAAGUUGAAUAUAUCGUAAGAAGAUUGAAAAGACUAAAUACAACUGUCGAAAGAUCAAAAAUGGAUAUUAUUAAUGAAAUUUUAUUAUACGCUUUGAAUAUUGAUGCCAAAAAUAAUGCAAAUACAAAUUCUGAGGCAACCUCCAGCACAAUGGAUGACAAACCGAAAUCGAUUCCAGAUAAAUACAAUGAAGCAAUAGUUAAGGAAAUAUGCGGUGAGGUGAAUACCAAUAUUAAGCAACUUUUUGGUAUCCAUCAUUGUAAUUUAGAUAAAGAAAUUAUCAGCAUGAAGGUAAUAAAACAAAAGCAUAAGAAAUCGUUGAAAUUAUUUGGUGAAAUGUCCACUAUUAUGAAACGUCUUAAUGAUGACUUCAUAGAGGAUAAAAAAGAGUUUAUGGUAUCGGUUAGGAAGGGAACUUAUCCAAAAACAGCAUCGACCAAAUCUGCAACUUAUCCAUUGCGUAUUGAUAAAGAUCCACCAAUCAUGGUUUUGGGACCUUAUGGUACCGAAGUUCCGGAAUCAGAAUAUGCAAAAAUCCGUUGGACUUCACCAAAAGGUGCGACACGUAUGCUUUUUGGUCUAGUAUUUGAUUACUCUGCAGUAUUGUUGGCAUACUUCGCACAUUCACUAUUAGAUCCUUAUAAGAUUUCUGAUAUUGAACAUUGCGUAAAAGUGAACACCAAAGGUGCGGAUAAAGAAAUACGCGAGGCUAUUGCUAAGAAAGCUUAUGAAACACAAAAGAAAUACAUGAAAUUUAGAGCCAAGAUUUUGAAUAAUUUUUAAUGUGUGUAUCCUAAUAAUGAUAACUGCUUACAAACUUAUGUAAUUUAACUUAUAUAAAAUAAUUUAUAUGAUUAAUCUUCAAUUAAUAAACUAUCAAUAAACUAUAAAAACAAAAAUAUUUGCAGGCUUAAGGAUUUUUCUGCGUAUAUUUACCAUAUGCAUAGGUUUAUAUACAUAUGUAUAUACAAAUUCAAUUUUUGUGAGUAUAUAUUAACGAAAAAAAAUACAAUAAUAAUUUAUAUUAACCCUUUGAGCGUUUAUGUCGAGUAUACUCGUCCUGAAAUGAUGGCAUUUUUUGUUUAAUGACGAGUAUACUUGACACCAAGAGAAAGAAAUUCGCUUUGUUAAUUAUUUUGAUAUUUUAGAAAACAAAACUACACAUAUAUUUAUAAUUUUGUCACAUUUUAGAAUGUAUUACAUACGUAACCGAAUAAACCUAUUUAAAUCAUUCAA
Messenger RNA from Anastrepha ludens (Mexican fruit fly), 1455 nucleotides. RefSeq lists its product as uncharacterized. Gene Ontology annotation, molecular function: DNA binding. The coding region runs from base 175 to 1002 and encodes 275 amino acids. NCBI's taxonomy places the organism in Eukaryota, Metazoa, Arthropoda, Insecta, Diptera, Tephritidae. The transcript has a single exon. The record is from RefSeq and is a predicted model, not a curated record.